GCACCCGGCCUCUCCUCCGCGCGUGCGGGCCCCUCGCGGCGCCUCCCGGGCUCGGGAGACCCGGUCCCGCCGCCCGCCCGGCCCGCGGCCGCCUCUUCCUCUCGCAGCCCCGCGGCGCUUGCCGCAGUCGCAGGCGGCGGAGCAGCCAGAGCGCCCCAGGUACCAGUGCGGGCGGGAGACGGAGGCGACCCUGCUGCCGGGUGGGGAGGGGGCGCCGCGCGGCCGCUGCCCUCCUCUUCCCGCGGGGCCUGGCGGCCCCGGCGAACCCCCGCGCCGCACAGGCCGUGUGCGCCGGAUCCCGGUGCCUCCGCGCCAGCUGAGACCUGCCUUUCCCAGGGGCGGCUUUGCUCCGGCCCCUAGGCCCCCGCCCUGGUACCCCACACGCCCACCGGCCGCGGGGAGCCUGCUCCGGCCCGAGAGCGCCCAUUCACCCCCCUCACCCACCUCCCCGCGUUCCCACUUCCCCGCACUCUGACCCGGCCGGACGCCCCUCCCCUAUCUUGCCGCCCGCCCCCUCCAGGGGGCUCUGCUCCCACCCCAGGGAGCCCAUCCGACCUCUGCUUGACUUCCCGCCGCUUCCUUCAGGGGCCUCGGCUCAUCGGGUGCCCCUCCCCAAACUUCCAACCCGUUUGCUCCAGGAGUUCCUGCCCCAUCCCCGAGGGCGCCCAAAUAGCCACACUGUGUCCUCCUGUAGUCGCUGCCCCCUGACCUAGCGCGACCCAGCGCCCCCGCCCAUGUCCCCCCACUCACCUCCCCCGGGGGGCGUGGUGAGUCGCGGUCUGUUCUCACGGACGGUCCCCGUCCAGCCUGCGCUUCGCCGGGGCCCUCAUCUGCUUUCCCGCCACCCUAUCACUCCCUUGCCGUCCACCCUCGGUCCUCAUGGUCCCAGAGCCGGGCCCAACCGCCAAUAGCACCCCGGCCUGGGGGGCAGGGCCGCCGUCGGCCCCGGGGGGCAGCGGCUGGGUGGCGGCCGCGCUGUGCGUGGUCAUCGCGCUGACGGCGGCGGCCAACUCGCUGCUGAUCGCGCUCAUCUGCACUCAGCCCGCGCUGCGCAACACGUCCAACUUCUUCCUGGUGUCGCUCUUCACGUCUGACCUGAUGGUGGGGCUGGUGGUGAUGCCGCCGGCCAUGCUGAACGCGCUGUACGGGCGCUGGGUGCUGGCGCGCGGCCUCUGCCUGCUCUGGACCGCCUUCGACGUGAUGUGCUGCAGCGCCUCCAUCCUCAACCUCUGCCUCAUCAGCCUGGACCGCUACCUGCUCAUCCUCUCGCCGCUGCGCUACAAGCUGCGCAUGACGCCCCUGCGUGCCCUGGCCCUAGUCCUGGGCGCCUGGAGCCUCGCCGCUCUCGCCUCCUUCCUGCCCCUGCUGCUGGGCUGGCACGAGCUGGGCCACGCACGGCCACCCGUCCCUGGCCAGUGCCGCCUGCUGGCCAGCCUGCCUUUUGUCCUUGUGGCGUCGGGCCUCACCUUCUUCCUGCCCUCGGGUGCCAUAUGCUUCACCUACUGCAGGAUCCUGCUAGCUGCCCGCAAGCAGGCCGUGCAGGUGGCCUCCCUCACCACCGGCAUGGCCAGUCAGGCCUCGGAGACGCUGCAGGUGCCCAGGACCCCACGCCCAGGGGUGGAGUCUGCUGACAGCAGGCGUCUAGCCACGAAGCACAGCAGGAAGGCCCUGAAGGCCAGCCUGACGCUGGGCAUCCUGCUGGGCAUGUUCUUUGUGACCUGGUUGCCCUUCUUUGUGGCCAACAUAGUCCAGGCCGUGUGCGACUGCAUCUCCCCAGGCCUCUUCGAUGUCCUCACAUGGCUGGGUUACUGUAACAGCACCAUGAACCCCAUCAUCUACCCACUCUUCAUGCGGGACUUCAAGCGGGCGCUGGGCAGGUUCCUGCCAUGUCCACGCUGUCCCCGGGAGCGCCAGGCCAGCCUGGCCUCGCCAUCACUGCGCACCUCUCACAGCGGCCCCCGGCCCGGCCUUAGCCUACAGCAGGUGCUGCCGCUGCCCCUGCCGCCGGACUCAGAUUCGGACUCAGACGCAGGCUCAGGCGGCUCCUCGGGCCUGCGGCUCACGGCCCAGCUGCUGCUUCCUGGCGAGGCCACCCAGGACCCCCCGCUGCCCACCAGGGCCGCUGCCGCCGUCAAUUUCUUCAACAUCGACCCCGCGGAGCCCGAGCUGCGGCCGCAUCCACUUGGCAUCCCCACGAACUGACCCGGGCUUGGGGCUGGCCAAUGGGGAGCUGGAUUGAGCAGAACCCAGACCCUGAGUCCUUGGGCCAGCUCUUGGCUAAGACCAGGAGGCUGCAAGUCUCCUAGAAGCCCUCUGAGCUCCAGAGGGGUGCGCAGAGCUGACCCCCUGCUGCCAUCUCCAGGCCCCUUACCUGCAGGGAUCAUAGCUGACUCAGAUAUCGUGUUCUGAAGGAUGCUCCACUGUUGAGUGUAACUUGUGUGUGCAGAGGAUGGGCUGGAGGACUCUGGAUGUUGGGGAGAAGGACCUCUUGGUUCAGGUUAGGAUGAAAACAAUCAUGACCUUUGCCCAUUCUGUCAGGCUGGACGGGAGGGAAUGCCCCCACCUGCAGGCAUGGAUUAAUGCUGGGCUGAACCCCUUGCUACUCACAGUGUAGUCCAUGGACAAUCGGCAUUGCCGUCACCUUUGGGAGUUUGUGAAAAAUGCACAUCUCUGCCCCUGCCCAGACCUGCUGAGUCAGAACUGCAUGUUACCAAGAUCCCAGGUGAAUCAUGUGCCCAUUACAGUUUGAGAUGUGCUGCCUUAGAUCAUCUUUAACCCUCAGAAUGAUUUGCUGGAUGGUUUUUGGACCUGUCAGUCUCCCCUCCCUGGUAUAUAUGUGGCAGCAGCUGCACCUGGGAGGCAGGCAGGCAUGCAUGUGGGCCUCUGCUCUACCACCUAUGAGCUCUGGGGCCUGACACGAGUUAUUUAACCUCUCCGAGCCUCGGUUAUCCCAUGUGUAAGGUAGAGAAAUGAUGCCUAUCUUGCAGGUUGUCUUGAGAAUUAAGACAAUGUGUGCCCAGCACCCAGUACACGGUCAGUUAAUUGGUACGUUCUGUUGUUACGACCCCCGGCUAUCCAGCCCCCUGGCCUCUCCGGCUGUGUGUCAGGAAGGGCUCUUUGCUCCCGUUGUUCUCUUUCCAUUUGCCUCCCCCUCUUCAGCCCUGGCCUAGCCUCCCAAAGCCUGACUCUGGUUCCCCAACUCCCUGUUCUGGCUCCUGGGUGGGGACCCCAUCUCUCAGGGACCCUCCCAGCUCCCAAGCUGCUGCCCUGCCUUUCCUGGGGGCAAAAGGGGCAGGUGGCAGUUUCUUUUUCAGCCUCAGAACUGGUUUUCCUCAAUCCUGGGGGGUCCUUGGACCUAGAAGGGAACAACUGAUGGGGAUAAACCCAGCCCCUUGCCCACCUGCCUCUGGCCUUCCCUGGGGUCAGUGAGAGAAAUGGGAAUGGUAGCUACUUGGGUCAGCAGAGUAGAGUCAAAGAGCUGUUCCUGGUGUGAGGUGGGGCCCACGAGGCAGGCAGGUGGACUCUGGCACAGGGGCCUUGGUUUCUGGGGGCAGGGGGUUGGGGAACUCUUGGUCGCCAGUUUACCUGCCAUAGGUCCCUUUUCAGCCCUGCCUCCCCCAAGUUCCAUCAACACAAACUCCCAGGGGGUCCUCCAUGCCUGGCCUGGCCCUCUCCUUGGUGCUGAUGAGACACAACUCUGGCCCCGGCGGCUGGCCUCUGAGGGGCCAUGGUGCUUGCGGGGCUUCCCCUAUCCCCCAGGUCUGCCCAAGGGGACUCUCAAUAAACUCUAGCUGAAGGCA
Molecule: messenger RNA, 3800 nt
Organism: Homo sapiens (human)
Lineage: Eukaryota; Metazoa; Chordata; Mammalia; Primates; Hominidae
Gene: HTR6
Product: 5-hydroxytryptamine receptor 6
Exons: 3
Coding region: 880-2202 (440 amino acids)
Biological process (GO): positive regulation of signaling; positive regulation of cell communication; positive regulation of TOR signaling
Cellular component (GO): synapse; plasma membrane; membrane
Molecular function (GO): G protein-coupled receptor activity; G protein-coupled serotonin receptor activity
Source: RefSeq, marked reviewed